AUGGUGGCAGGUCAAGAGAUCAAGUUCAGAGCCUUGACAAUCAUUGACCUAGUGACCAACUUGUUCGAAAUUGUGCGCAUUAAGGACAAAACGUGUGCGAACGUAACGCUUCAGUUUGAAAACGCUUGGCUCGCCCGUUACCCGCGCCCUGCAACCGUCAUCCAUGACCAAGGAACCGAAUUCGACUUUCAAAAUCAUUUGAAUCUACACCGAAUUGAACCUCGUUCUAUCUCUGCCAAGAAUCCUCAAGCAAAUGCAUUUUGCAAACGGAUGCAUCAAACUAUUGGCAACUCUCUUAGAGUAUUGGUUACACUGAACCACCCUUUCAACAUCAAUGAUGCCGAACAAUUAGUUGACACUGCCAUUGCAAAUGCAGUGUAUGCACACCGCUGCUCUUAUCACGGAACUAUAACCGCUACGCCCAGAUCACUUCCCUUCCACCGUGACAUGAUCCUAGAUCUUCCAAUGGAAGCUGACCUUCAGCUCAUUCAACAACAUCGACAACAGCUCAUUGACAAAGAAUUGAUACAAGCCAAUCGUCGCCGAUUUGCUUAUGAUUAUCAGCCCGGCCAGGAAGUUCUAAAGUUUUGCUAUAAGCCAAACAAGCUCGACCCUCGAGCCGAUGGACCAUAUUGUAUUGAACGAGUCCACUCUAAUGGUACCCUUACCAUUUGA
Cylindrotheca closterium is the source of this 675-nucleotide messenger RNA. Lineage: Eukaryota; Bacillariophyta; Bacillariophyceae; Bacillariales; Bacillariaceae. The record is from the annotation of a GenBank genome assembly.